Sorghum bicolor (sorghum) is the source of this 468-nucleotide messenger RNA. Its product is annotated as polyubiquitin. Gene Ontology annotation, biological process: modification-dependent protein catabolic process; protein ubiquitination. The coding region runs from base 1 to 468 and encodes 155 amino acids. Gene Ontology annotation, cellular component: nucleus; cytoplasm. Lineage: Eukaryota; Viridiplantae; Streptophyta; Magnoliopsida; Poales; Poaceae. The transcript is spliced from 4 exons. The record is from RefSeq and is a predicted model, not a curated record. Gene Ontology annotation, molecular function: protein tag activity; ubiquitin protein ligase binding.
AUGGACAAUCGCAAGCCUAACAAGGUUCAGAAAAAGGAGAUCCGGGACCGCGAAUGGCAUCGUUGCAUCCAGUACAUCCAGUCCGCUCGGAAGCAGGUCGAUGAAGGUCUCGCCGUUGCUGACUACGACAUUAGCAUGGAGUCUACCCUUCACAUGAUGCGCAGGCUGCAGGGGAGAGACGUGAAACAGAAGAUUCAGGACAUGGAGGGAAUCGUAACAUGGGAGCAGCGCUAUGUCUUCCGAGGCAGGCAGCUCCAGGACAGUCAAACCCUCGCAAGCUACGGCAUCGAGAAAGGGUCCACCUUGUAUCUGGUGGUCUGGAGCCAUUUGCUGAGACGACCUGUGUCCUCCCCUCCAGAGAAAGCUUCUUCUCACUCGGUCAAUCCUCUUUAUGAGCCACUUGAGUUCUGGGAAGACCGUCAUAUGAAACCGUUCAACAUGUGCCCAGAUUACUGGUGGAGUCUUUGA